Amaranthus tricolor (Joseph's coat) is the source of this 1396-nucleotide messenger RNA. RefSeq lists its product as uncharacterized. The transcript is spliced from 2 exons. The record is from RefSeq and is a predicted model, not a curated record. The coding region runs from base 821 to 1396 and encodes 191 amino acids. NCBI's taxonomy places the organism in Eukaryota, Viridiplantae, Streptophyta, Magnoliopsida, Caryophyllales, Amaranthaceae.
GAAUUUUAUGAUUUGUUUUGUAUGCAUAUAAAGUGUUCGAUGAAAUGCUACAAUGAAAGUUUACUACUUUGUAGAGUUAGUUUAAUGGAUUUAGUAUAUAUUCAUGGUGUUGUUAGUUUUAUAUUUGAAUUGACCCUUCUAAUAAGUGUUGUAAUACUUUAAUAUUACACAUUCUUGUAUACACAUUUAUACUUCCCUUACUCACAAUCAACAAUAAAGUGUAUAUAAAAUCACAUGAAAAACAUGCUUGUGUGUGAUAUGGAUCAUUAUUCCGUUUUAGUGUAUUGGGGUGGGGAAGUAAGUUAUACGGGAUACGAUGUUGUGUAUAAUGGAGGAUUGAAUGCAGUGAUGUUUAUCCAUCGUCAAAAUAUUACUUUUGAGGUGUUUCAUAGCAAAGCCUAUGAUGUAAUUGGUUGUGAUCACAACUCUUUUAUAUUAAAAAUGGAGAUGAAAUAUCCGGUGACUGGGAAAAAUGUGUUAGUCCCGGUUAAGAAUGAUGAAAGCAUAAGUGCUCUUGCUUAUGCGGCAUCACAAGCCCCUGGAAAGGUAAUGGAGGUUUAUGUCGAAAUGGUUGCAAAUUCGGAUAAUGCGAGGGAAGUCAUUCCGGUUUGGAGCUGGUUAUUCCGGAUGCAUGUGACACCCAACCUGAACUACAUGCGAUUGAUAGGAGGACUGGGGACAAGAACUACAUCAUACGACAUAGAUCGCAAGUAGAUUCGUGGAAUGACCGAGCAUCUCGAUUGGUUCAGGGAGAGAACUACACCGGUCAGAGCUCCGGGCGUACAUGUAUUAGUACAGGCGUAUCUCCAUACUACGCCUCAUGAACACCACAUUUGUACAGCCAGGAUCACAUUACCAUCCUACAUCUACGUUAUUGGCUGAGCGCAUCAGAUCGGUCCUUAUACAAUGCAAUGACACGAUGCACGGGGCCACUACAUUGCCCGUUGAUGUGGGGUAUCGGCUAUGUUCUCAGACCCUUGGCUCCAUUAACACGUCAUUGACCGAUGUACUGAGUCAGGCGGGGUAUGAUUACCUCAUUCCGACUCCACCCAUCAUUGAUGAGGUUGAUCAUACGUUCCACACUUCUUCUCCUCGGGGUUCGGGCCACCGAGGUAGCUCUUAUGGAGGAUCAAGUAGUCGGUCCACAAGAGGUCUCGAGCGUUUAUCUACUCGAGGUCAGUCUUCUAGAUCUUCAUCAACAUACGGUGCUAUGUCGCCAUUUAUUCCUCCAGCUUCCAUGAUUACUCCUCCACAUCCAUCGCCUCCGCAUAUGAUCAUUACAUAUCAACGUGCUAGUCAAAGACGAGCUCCAGCUCUUAAUGUCAUUGCAGAGGUUGACGAGUCUACACCAUCCUCAUCCACCGGUGCACACAACAAAAAGGGUCGGGGAUUGUAG